AAAAACGUUUAAGAAAAAACUAAAUCAAGGAAGAGAUUCUGCAGCUGUAGUUUGGCACGUUUUUGGGGGGGUUCUCAAACCGAGGACAUAGACGGGAAAAUAAACACAAAAUUGGGCACAUUUGCACUGUUUGCUUGCCCUGUAGGAAGUAUUUGAGAGAGCAGUCAUGGAGUCGGCCAUUCAGACUAUAGUUGGUGUCUUCCUGAAGUCAGCCAAGGGGAAGGAGAGUUUGGGAGGGAAUGACUUCCAGAAGCUGGUGAAGAGCCAACUCCACAACAUCAUGAUGGACACGGACAGCUCCGAGGCGGUGAAGAAAAUGCGACAGGGCCUGGACUCCAACCAGGACGGUAAAGUCAACUUCGAGGAGUACAUGGACCUGGUGGGCUACCUGGCAACCUCGCUGAGUGUGCAAUGUACUGCUGCCGUGGAGACGCCAGCCGAGAGCGCUGCCACCGCACCGGAGAUCGGGAGUACGCCAGCAGACGUAGAGGAAGAGAAGGCAGAAGCGGAGGCACAGCCAGAGGCAGCCACAGCUGUAGAGGAAGAGAAGGUUGAAGUGGUAGAAAAGGUGGAAGAGGCGGAAAAGGUGGAGGAGCCAGCAGCAGCUGGGGAGAAGAUAGAGGAGGCGUCAUAGGAGUUUAC
Messenger RNA from Oncorhynchus mykiss (rainbow trout), 642 nucleotides. RefSeq names its product protein S100-A16. NCBI's taxonomy places the organism in Eukaryota, Metazoa, Chordata, Actinopteri, Salmoniformes, Salmonidae. Gene Ontology annotation, molecular function: calcium-dependent protein binding; calcium ion binding. Gene Ontology annotation, cellular component: perinuclear region of cytoplasm. The record is from RefSeq and is a predicted model, not a curated record.